AUGGCGAGAGUGCAGGUCGACGUGGAAGGGGGCGUGAGGAAACACAGGGAGGCGUUUGGAUUGGACGAAAAUCGGACUGACAGCACGAGAAGACCCGCCCACAACGAGGGGAACGAGGGGCAUUUAGAGAACAUCAUACAAGGAAUCAUGAGAUCACUCACAAGUGUUCGAGCUACAGACAUGGACCGGUUGUUUUGCGUUUCUCUAAUGCUCACCCACCUGCCGCUAACAGACAGCACGGGGAAAGAACAGAGAUGGAGGGAGAUCUGGAGAAAAACAGGACAAGUGGUUGUUCUGCCUUGUGAUGUCAGCUCAAACUCCUCCAGCCACAAUUAUCAGUGGUUUGUUUUCAAAGAAAACUCCCACUUUCAUCUCAACCUAAGUGGGAUUUCACUCAAACACAGCCUCAAGGGAGCCUCUUUACGCAUCGAGCAACUUAAUACUUAUGACAGCGGGAUCUACCACUGUGCUGCAGUGAAACAUUUUCAAAGAACAAAAAACUCAUCGUUGGUAGGGCUGGGUACGUCUCUUACAGUGAAAGGACAUGUUAAAACUAUGGUAAAGAACAUUCUUCUGUGGUUGUCAUUUGUCCUCCUUCUCCUCUACAGCGUGGCAAUAGUGACGCUUGUCAUCUUAAAAAAGUAUGGCUGCAGAAGGAUGGGCAAAAUCAACAAGAAACACUCAACUAAAACAAGAUUCCACGAUGUGCUGCAAGAAAUGAACAAGAAAAGACAUUUGGAAGGAGGAAAACAAACUUCAGGCCAAAACGGUUCACAAGUUGAGACAGCAAGUCCUGAAUUCAACAGCUCAACUGAUGGCAUCUAUCAAAAUGUCAAAAGAGUUGAUGAAGUAUGUUGAAUGACAGUCAGACCUCCAUCGUCUGAGAAGAUUUCCAAAACUACGCAACAGCUGACAGGAGGACGCUCAUGUGACUGAGGAAAUUGACACAUCAGCAGAGGAUGCAAGUUGGCUCUAUGCCCGGUCACGUAUUUAUUUUUUUAAUGAAAUGAGACAUACACACCACAACAAAGGUGCUGAUUCACUUUUUCUUUCCUCUCUAAUUUUUCAGUUUUAGACAUGAACAUACGGCAUUUAUGGUC
Messenger RNA from Paralichthys olivaceus (Japanese flounder), 1100 nucleotides. Its product is annotated as immunoglobulin superfamily member 6. NCBI's taxonomy places the organism in Eukaryota, Metazoa, Chordata, Actinopteri, Pleuronectiformes, Paralichthyidae. The record is from RefSeq and is a predicted model, not a curated record.